AAGUUAGCUAUAUCACAUUUCCCACUGAAUAAUAAUAAUACUAUAGUUACUACUAUACUACAUCUUUAUAUUUGUGUCAUUUGUACACACAAAAUUUCUAUCACACACAAUCAAUAUGGCUUCCUCAACAACCAUCACAUUUCUCUUCCUCCUUAUCUCUCUAUUUUCGACGAUACUAACUCCGUUCGCGGAGGCACAAACAAUGCCACCGAUGGCGACUACUAUAGAGUCGCCAUCGAUGUCGCCGGCCACAGCAGCCGGGCCGACGACAUCAGGUGGGAUGGAUUGUAUGACAGUGUUGUUAAACAUGUCAAGUUGUUUGACAUAUGUAGAACAAAGUAGCAAUUUGACUAAGCCAGAUAAAGAAUGCUGUCCUGCACUUGCUGGAUUAUUGGAUAGUAACCCUAUUUGUUUGUGUCAAUUGCUUGGUGAUCCUGAUAAAAUUGGUGUCCAAAUUGAUGUCAAUAGGGCACUAAAACUUCCUAAUAUUUGCAAAUUGGAUGCUCCACCAGUUAGCAGUUGUGCAGAAAUUGGUAUCCCAGUUGCAGCUCCAACAACAAGUGCUGAAGUUCCUGCUGGUUCACCUGGUACAACAAAUGGUGAAGUUUCAGCUCUUUCACCCGGAGGUUUUGCUUCAAGUCCUACUACAUCAUCAGACAAAAAUAAUGCAGCUUCAAUUAUGACAUUUUUCAAGAUGCAAUUGGUUCUUAGCUUGGGAAUUAUAUUUUUCACAACUAUUUACUGAGUCGAUGUUUGUUUAUGAGAGGCGCAUUCGUAUUCCCUUCUGAUUUGACCACAAAUUCUUGGAAUUAAUUCUUCGUAGAGACAUCAAUAAGUUAAAUUAUCUUAUUAAUUAGAAUUGAAUUAAUUUCUGUUUUGUAAUUCUCAUUAUCUUUAAUUUUCCACUUUCAAAUCAUUUGUUGAUUUGAGAAAUUCGAUUGAUAUUGAAUUUUUCUAGUAACAUGGAUGAUAUAAUUUGAAUAUUUUAAUUCUGUAAGGUGAUGUUUUACUAUGAUUUUUCUCUA
Solanum dulcamara is the source of this 1025-nucleotide messenger RNA. Its product is annotated as non-specific lipid transfer protein GPI-anchored 2-like. Lineage: Eukaryota; Viridiplantae; Streptophyta; Magnoliopsida; Solanales; Solanaceae. The coding region runs from base 116 to 745 and encodes 209 amino acids. The transcript is spliced from 4 exons. The record is from RefSeq and is a predicted model, not a curated record.